GGAGAGCAGCGGAGAGGAGCGGGGCCGACGGGCGCUACGGUGCCGUGUCCGUGCCGGUGCCGUGUCCGUGCCGGUGCCGGUGCCGGUGCCGGUGCCGGUGCCGUGUCCGUGCCGGCGCCGCGCGGAUGCUCCCGUCCUGAGGCGCUGCCCGCUCCCCGCCUGAGCCAUGGUGAUCAUGUCGGAGUUCGCCUCGGCGCCCUCGGCCGCAGCGCACGGCCAGCAGCGACCCCUGCGAGUCGGCUUCUACGACAUCGAGAGGACCCUGGGGAAAGGCAACUUCGCCGUGGUCAAGCUGGCCCGGCACAGGGUGACCAAAACGCAGGUUGCAAUAAAAAUAAUAGACAAAACAAGGUUAGACCCAAGUAAUCUGGAGAAGAUUUAUAGAGAAGUUCAGAUAAUGAAGCUUUUGAAUCAUCCCCACAUUAUCAAGCUAUAUCAGGUUAUGGAGACAAAGGAUAUGCUGUACAUUGUUACCGAGUUUGCAAAGAAUGGAGAAAUGUUUGAUCACCUGACCUCCAAUGGGCACUUGAGCGAGAGCGAAGCACGGAAGAAGUUCUGGCAGAUUCUCUCAGCAGUGGAAUAUUGUCACAGCCACCACAUCGUGCACAGGGAUCUCAAAACAGAGAACCUCCUGCUGGAUGCUAACAUGAAUAUCAAAUUAGCAGACUUUGGCUUCGGAAACUUCUACAAGUCAGGAGAGCCCCUCUCCACUUGGUGUGGAAGCCCACCCUAUGCAGCUCCAGAAGUUUUUGAAGGCAAAGAAUAUGAAGGACCUCACCUUGAUAUAUGGAGCCUUGGGGUGGUUCUGUACGUCCUUGUCUGUGGUUCUCUGCCUUUUGAUGGACCCAAUUUACCAACUCUGAGGCAAAGAGUGCUGGAGGGGCGGUUCCGCAUCCCAUACUUCAUGUCCGAAGACUGUGAAACACUAAUCCGACGGAUGCUGGUUGUGGACCCAACCAAGCGGAUAACCAUCUCCCAGAUAAAGCAGCACAAGUGGAUGCAGGCUGACCCCUCCCUUCAGCAGCAGCAGUCCUUGUCCUUCUCCAUGCAAAACUACAACUCCAACCUGGGCGACUACAACGAGCAGGUCCUUGGGAUCAUGCAGACCCUUGGCAUCGACAGGCAGAGGACCGUAGAGUCUUUGCAGAACAGCAGCUACAACCAUUUUGCUGCCAUUUAUUACCUGCUCCUGGAGCGCCUCAAGGAGUACCGGAGCAGCCAGGUGUCCACUCGGCCGGCAGCCGGCCGGCAGCCACGGCCCAGGAGCUCCGAGAUCACCAGCGCUGAGAUGCCUCAGGACAGUCUCACUAGUGAAACCCUGCGAUCAUCUCUGCUUUACCAGCAACCUCAGAGCCUGAUUCAGCCAUCCUUGCAGGCAGAAAUGGACUGUGACAUAAGCAAUCCAUUACAGCCUGUGUUCUUCCCUGUGGAUACCAACUUCAACGGGCUCUUCCGGAACCGCUCCAUCUCCCCAAACAGCCUGCUGGAGACCACCAUCAGUGAGGAAGUGAGGCAAGAGAAGGAGCUGGAAGAUGAAAUUAAGGCAUAUGAACACCCCAUCUGCAUCCCUAGCAACACCAGCAGGAGGCACACCCUGGCUGAAGUGACCACCCAUUUCUAUCAACACGUCCCUCCAUGUAUAGUCAUUUCCUCCUCUGCCAGCCCCACAGAGGGAACUAGCUCAGACAGCUGCCUUACUUCAUCUUCAAAUGACAGCUCAGUGGCUCUGAGCAGCUGUUUGGCAGGUCAAGUAAUGACGGGGAGCACGGCCACAGCGAGGAUGACGUCGCCCUUCCUCGCUUCCCAGCGUGACGCUCCCGUGUUACAAGUCCAGGGCUGCAUGGGAGGUGCUUCUCUCCUGCCUGUCAGCUUCCAAGAAGGAAGGAGAGCAUCUGAUACCUCAUUAACUCAAGGUUUGAAGGCUUUUAGGCAGCAGCUGCGGAAGAACGCUCGAGCCAAGGGCUUUCUCGGCUUGAAUAAAAUCAAAGGCUUUGCUCGGCAGGUGUGUCAGUCCUCCUCCUCCUCUCGGGCAGCAAGGAGUGUCAUGAGCCCUUUCCAGCACACACAGCCCAACACCUGCAUGUACAGCAGCAGUGGGAGCAGCAGAGAGGGGAGAAGCCUCCUGGAGGAGGUGCUGCAGCAGCAGAGAAUGCUCCAGUUCCAGCAUCACCAACUACUCCAAACAGCUUGUCCCCAGACUUCCCAGCCACCUGCAGCAAGCGGCAUCCCCUCCUCUGACAGGCCAGGUAUCUGCAAAGCCUCCAACUCCAUUCUGCUGUCAGAGCUGCAAAGAGAGAACUCAUUCGAGCUGGCCUUUGCUGGCAGCAGCCAACUGCUCCAACCUCAUUUCUUCGGCGUGAGCGUGUCCCCGGUGUCGUCGGCCGCUCACCUGCUGGACACUCACCUGUACAUCAGCAGCAGCAGCAGCAGCGUGGCCCCGCUGGCCUCCGCCCUGUCCCAGCAGCAGAGCUGCUCCGCGCCGUCCCCCAGCUACGACGCCGUCACUCUGCAGCACGGGGACUGUGAGAUGGAGGACCUGACUUCCAGCCAGCUGGGGAAGUUUGUGCUGGUCAAGUGA
Molecule: messenger RNA, 2578 nt
Organism: Cinclus cinclus
Lineage: Eukaryota; Metazoa; Chordata; Aves; Passeriformes; Cinclidae
Gene: SIK1
Product: salt inducible kinase 1
Exons: 13
Coding region: 167-2578 (803 amino acids)
Biological process (GO): protein phosphorylation; microtubule cytoskeleton organization; intracellular signal transduction
Cellular component (GO): cytoplasm
Molecular function (GO): tau-protein kinase activity; ATP binding; protein serine/threonine kinase activity
Source: RefSeq, a predicted model, not a curated record